Dromiciops gliroides (monito del monte) is the source of this 3107-nucleotide messenger RNA. RefSeq names its product zinc finger protein OZF-like. Gene Ontology annotation, molecular function: DNA-binding transcription repressor activity, RNA polymerase II-specific. The transcript has 5 exons. The record is from RefSeq and is a predicted model, not a curated record. Gene Ontology annotation, biological process: negative regulation of transcription by RNA polymerase II. Lineage: Eukaryota; Metazoa; Chordata; Mammalia; Microbiotheria; Microbiotheriidae. Bases 619 to 2301 code for a protein of 560 amino acids.
CAAGCGCAAAGGGGGCGAUCCGAGGAUCAAGGCUUCCCGCAGGAGACAGUGCCUAGAGCCGCCGAGGAUUUCCAGGUCACAGACUUGGGCUAGCCCGGGCCGCAGGGCACAGGGCACAGGGCGCAGGGGCCAGGCAGUUCUUCCCAGCCCAGCGAGCACAGGACUUUCUGCUUUGCCAACCUAGGAUGGCAGGCCAGCUCCAACCAAGAUGGAGUUACUGAGGGUCAGAGGGAGGUACGCUCCAUUUCAGGCCCAAUCCCGAGGCCUCAGGGGCGGGGCGGCUGGGCCUGGGAGGGCCCAGAGCCCGGAGCCCAGAGAGUGCCAGCCCACGGAGGCCCCCCCUUCUUCCUCUUCUUCCCCUUCCCACGCGGCCCCGCCUUGGCAAGCUCAGCCCUGGACUCCUCCUCCAGGAAGCCUUCGGGCCUGAGAUCCCCGGAUCGCAGCCUUCUGGGAACCCAGGGCUGGGCGAAGGGGCCCGGGUGGACAGAGCCUGGACCUCGGCCCUCGCUCCGGCCUCAGGCCCCGCCCCGCCUCUGCUGCCCUUUCCUGCUGCCUCCUCCUCCCUCCGGACCUCCCGCUCAACCUGUAGAGGAUCCAGGCCGGGCCUGAGAGGGGAGUAUGGAGCCAGAGAGAAUGGCCCUUGGGACCCAGAAGACUUCAACCCUGAAAUCGGUGACAUUCAAGGAUGUGGCUGUGGACUUCAGCCAGGAGGAGUGGUGCCUUCUUGACCCUUCUCAGAAAGAACUGUACAAGGAUGUCAUGCUGGAAAUCUCUCAGAGCCUACUCUCCUUGGGGCUUCCAGUUCCCAAAGCUGAUCUGAUCUCCCAGAUGGACCAAGCAGAAACACCAUGGAUGCUGAAGCAAAUAGACACAAAAAACUCUGGUCCAGAUGGGGAGACCAAGCCUAAAACCAGGGAAACUACACAAAAGCUAAGCAUUUCCUGUGGUUUAAAAUUGAGAGAAAUCUGGGAUCUUGACAUCAGGUUAGGCAAGAAGCAAGGCAACUGGGAGAGUCAUUCGAAACAACUAAAAAUGAUCCUCAGGAAAACUCCCAGUGAAGGAAGAGGCGAUGAGCAUAAUGAAUUGGAGGGAAAUCCUAAUCAGGGGUCAAAGAUCCAUCAUGAACGUGCUGAAAGUAAGAGGAGCUCACGACAAUAUUCAGACCUAUUUGAAUGUAAGGAAAUCAUGUCAGGGAAUGGAUAUUCUAAGUAUAGUGACUACGGGGAAUGCUUUAAUGAGGAGAUAGAUCUUAUUCAGCAUCAUGGAGUGAAAGGUUUACAGGGUGAUCACUGUGAGACGUCCUUCAGCUUGAGUCCAGGUCUUCUUAGUCAUCAGAAGAGUAAUACUGGAGAAAUGCCUUAUAAAUAUAAUGAACAUGGUACAACUUUGACCCAUAACUCAUCUCUUGGUCCACAUCAGAGAGUUGCUACGGGAAAGAAAUCUUAUGAAUGUCACCAAUGUGGGAAGACCUUUUUUCGGAACACAGAUCUUAGUCAACAUCAGAAAAUUCACAAUGUUGAAAAGGCUUAUAAGUGUAAUGAAUGCGGGAAGGCUUUUAGCCAGAGUAGGGACCUUCAUAGACAUCAGAGGAUUCAUACUGGAGAAAAACCCUAUAAAUGUAAUGAAUGUGGCAAGGCCUUUAGUUACAGCUCAUCGCUUAUUGCACACCAGAGAAUUCAUUCUGGAGAAAAACCUUAUGAAUGCAAUCAAUGUGGAAAGGCUUUCAGAAAUCACUCCAACCUUGCCGUCCAUCAGAGAAUUCAUACUGGAGAAAAGCCCUAUAAGUGCAAUGAAUGUGGAAAGGCUUUUAGCCAGAGUAGAGACCUCCUUAGGCAUCAGAACAUUCACACUGGAGAGAAGCCCUAUAAGUGUAAUGAAUGUGAGAAAGCCUUCAGCCAGAGUAGAGAUCUUCUUAGACAUCAGAAUAUUCACACCAGAGGGAAACCUUAUAAAUGUAAUGAAUGUGAGAAGUCCUUCAGCCAGAGUACAUCCCUUCUUACACAUCAGAGUAUCCAUGCUGGAGAGAGGCCCUAUAAAUGUAAUGAAUGUGGGAAGGCCUUUAGCAGAAGCUCCAAUCUUAGAGUACAUCAGAGGAUUCACACUGGAGAGAAGCCUUAUAAAUGUAAUGAAUGUGGGAAAGCCUUUAUCCUGAAAUCAUCCCUUAUUUUACACCAGAAGGUUCAUACUGGAGAGAAAACUUCCAAAUGUAGUCAACGUGGAAAGGCUUUCAGACAAAAUUUUCACUUUGCUGCACAUCAGAGAAUUCAUCCUGGAGAGAAGCCCUAUAAAUGUAAUGGAUAAAAGAAGGCCUUUGUCUUCAGUUCAUACCUGACUGGAUAUGACACAAGUUGUAUUGGAAUGAAUCUAAUGGAUGUGGAAAGAAAGGCCUUUAGCUGGAGCACUGACUUACUAGGAUAUUGGAAAAUACAUACAGUAGGUAAAGCCAUAGAAAAGCAACGAAUUGAUCUGUGAAUGCCUUAUGUCUGUCAUUUCUCAUUGCCCAAUAGUAUUCCAGGACAUUAAUAGACUAUACUUUCUUCUCUUGUUUCCCAUUAUUAGUAUCCUCUUUGUUUGCAGUUCUUUGCUACCAUGAAAAGUGCUGCUGUGAGUACUUUAAUGUAUAGUGGCCCCUUCCAUCUGGCAUUGACUUUUGGGGGAGAUAAGCCUAAUACCAGAGUCAACUGGCCCAAGGGUGUGGAGAGUUGUGACUUUUCUUGUAUGAUCCCUUUGUACAUUAAAUAAAAAAUGCUGGAUUUGAACUGAGGUCCUCCUGAAUCCAGGGCCAGUGCUUUAUCCACUUCACCACCUAGCUGCCUCCCACUUAUCACUCUUUACAGAUAAUUAAAUCAUUAAACCUCUUCUGCUCUCAGUUGUCCUGCCACAAGCAAAAAUUCUCCAUGAGUCCCAGCUAUGGACAAGCUUCCUCCUGUUCUCUUCUGAGUUUUAUUUUCAUGAUAGGUGACUUCAGUAUUCAGCACCAAAAUGCAUCUUUAGCUUAUUAUGAUAUGAGACGUGAGUCUAAGCCUAAGUUAUAUGACAUUAUUUUUCAGUUUUUCGGCAGUACUUGUUCAAAAAGGGCAUCUCCCUGCCACCUUCCCCCAGACACU